Molecule: messenger RNA, 2685 nt
Organism: Pogonomyrmex barbatus (red harvester ant)
Lineage: Eukaryota; Metazoa; Arthropoda; Insecta; Hymenoptera; Formicidae
Biological process (GO): anatomical structure morphogenesis
Source: RefSeq, a predicted model, not a curated record
UCUCUCUCUCUCUCUCUCUCUCUCUCGUUUUUUUUUUUAAACGACAAUGCUGGUGAAUGGGUGGACGGUGCCGGUAUUUACCCAGCCGCAUCCGAUCGUUCCGAUCACACAGGUAUCACAGAGGCGGAUGGAAUGCCCCUCUGCUCUUCCUCGUCGUAUCCGCCGCCGAGGUACGACACACGCCGAUUGCUUUUCAUUUCGUUACGUGUCCGCUUCGCAGUCGCACGGUAUAAGCCGGCAUACAUUCCGGCAUCGAUCUCACUCUCCGCCGGUAAAACGAAAGGACGGAUGUCCAUCGAGAGUGAAUCGCGAGCGCAGCUCGAUGAGAAGCGCAUGAAGCUGAAGCCGCGGAGGAGGUGCACCAAUCUUUAAGCCGAUCGGCGAUGUACGUUUCAGUACACAACAGUGGCGUGAUUAGAAGCAGGAGAUGUCGUUCAGGAGAUAGAGCAAUUUAGGAAGUUCCUGAAAAACGAUUUCUCGCAAUUUAAUCUUGCCUCUCCCCCCUCCUCGCCGUCUUUGCAAUGCAAAGAUACAAGAUGACAACAUUACGUUUCGCCGGUAUAAUUUUUGCUUGCUGCAUUGUUUCAGCAAACACAGGUUCGUCUCAGAGUUGUCAGAAUCAAGAUAUGGGAUGGGAAAAAAUUGCUGGAGCCAAACCAGCAAACGCUGUAGAGACUGUAUUGUAUAGAAACGGUGCCAUAGGUAACAACGGUAUCAUCGCAUCUUGCUUUAAUAGAUGUAAAAGUCUGAAUUGCACAGCUUUUGUGGUCGAUUUUGCGAGGAGCAUCUGCUAUAGUGUGCAAGUAAAAAGUGAGGAACUUAUUCCGGAAACAAACGCCACGCUUUUUCAUAAAAUCUGUAUUAAAGUCCCACCGAGCUGCAAACAGCAGAGAUUAUGGCAAAUAGAGAGAACGUUAGGAGCAAUUUUGAAAGAGGGGCAGUCCGGCUGGUUUCAUCAAGCAUUAAAAAGAAGCGAAUGUUAUGAGAAAUGUUUGCAAGCGAGAGACGAAUGUGCAUCCGCCCAAUACCGUACGGGUGAGCCUUUAACACUUGACGAUACCAUUGGUACAUGUUCGCUAUCGAUGCUCGAAAGGGGUACCAGGCCGCAAGCUUACAGAUCGUCGAUGUAUCGGGAUGAAUAUUUACAAGAUCAGUGCCACAACACAUUCAAGAAGAGCUAUUGUUCCUACGCGGAAUUUCGGAACGUAUCAUUGCCAUACUCAGAUGUGGCGUUAUCGGGACUGGACGUGAAACAGUGCGAGGAAAGAUGUGACCGCAGCGAGGAUGGUUUCAUAUGCAGGGCUUAUACCGUCGACUAUUCGGAGAAAAAACCGCUCUGUCUCUUGCACUCCGACGACACAAUCGCUCUUGGAACUAGUUCGCUGGUUGUCAGACCUAACGUAGUCUACAAAGAGCAAGAGCCCUGCCUAAAUCUGAAAGUGGAAUGCGGCGAAUCAACCAUGACAAUCACACUAACCACCAUGGAGCCCUUUAUAGGACGGAUGUACGUGAGUGGACACGGAGACACCUGUGGCGUUAAUGGAAUUGGAAAUAACGUUACAACAUUAAAAUUAUUGCUACCAAAGAAGGAACAAAUCGACAAGCAAGAGAUCCCAUGCGGUCUCACCCCUGCGUUCUCCAUUGACAAAGACAACCGGACGCACAUAUUGGUUUGGGCCAUCAUUGUGAUACAGUAUAAUCCAAUCAUUCAACGAUUGGGAGAUCAGUCGGUGAGAGUCGGAUGCUCCUUAGACGAUAGCAAUCUUCCGGAACCGAGGAAUGUGACCGUUCAAUCGAAAUUCACUUUUAUAGAUCCAAAUGCAGGCGUACCACCGGUUGGAUCAAUUGUAGUGAAUACAUCGACCGAAGUGCCAGUGGUAACAAUGAGAAUUCUCAACGAAGACAAUACAGAUGCGGUCGUUACCCAAUUGGGACAGAAGCUAACACUAAGAAUUGAAAUUCAUCCCGUAAACGGAACUUACGAUAUCGCAGCUGGACACCUUGUAGCUAGUAGCGCAUCUGGGGAAUCUUCAUAUCUUCUUCUCGACGAAGUUGGAUGUCCAACGGAUCCGGCAACCUUUCCUGCACUGUUAAAGGAUCCGAUAGAUAACCGUUCUUUGAUCUCAACGUUUACUGCCUUCAAAUUUCCUGAUAGUCAAAUUGUUCGGUUUAAUGUCAUCGUUCGGUUUUGUGUUGAAGAAUGUGAACCGGCCACAUGUAGAGGAGGACAGAUCUCGUAUGGCAGAAGGAGACGAUCGAUCGAGCAGCCAGUCGUCGCCGAGGUAACAGAAAUUUUCAGAAACCUCACACCUGCAGAAUUAUCAUUACAGCUAUCUAUCGUCGUUCAAAGCCCAAUGAUAACGGCCGAUCAUUUAUCCAGAGAAAAUCCUGAUACGCUUUUGAUCACCGAUGGAAACGGUCUCUUCUGUAUGGAUCCCGCUCUGGCUUUGGGGCUUCUGAUUGUUUGGCUAAUAAUCCAGAUUUUACUCACUGUCGGCUGCAUUUUAGCGGUUGGUCGCUAUAGGAGGAUGGCCGUAGAAGCCGAAGAGGACAGAGCUGAUAUAUUGGCAGCGCAUCUUUACGGGAUUCACAGAGGAAACUUCGAAACACGAAGGGUCAGAUGGGCCGAUCGAAAUGAUUCUCCAAUCGGAUAAUAGAUUUUUUUCUCAAGUGAAAAUAGAUUUU